Messenger RNA from Python bivittatus (Burmese python), 915 nucleotides. NCBI's taxonomy places the organism in Eukaryota, Metazoa, Chordata, Lepidosauria, Squamata, Pythonidae. The record is from RefSeq and is a predicted model, not a curated record.
UCAGAUAUGACUAAUUGUUUUGAGUGCCCAGAAGAUCAAUAUCCAAACAGUUUCCAAGAUUCCUGUAUCCCAAAAGAUAUAACUUUCUUAUCCUAUGAAGAACCACUGGGGAUCAUUUUAACUGUUCUUGCUCUUUGCUUGUCAUUCAUCACAAUUUUAGUGCUUCUAAUUUUCAUUAAAUGUAGGAACACUCCUAUUGUCAAAGCCAACAACCGGAACCUCACCUACAUUCUUCUUAUUUCCCUCCUUCUCUCUUUCCUUUGCACUUUGCUAUUCAUUGGCAGAUCUCAGAAGGCCACCUGUCUUCUUCGGCAAACUUCUUUCAAUAUUAUCUUCUCAGUGGCUAUUUCUUGUGUGCUUGCUAAAACCAUCACAGUGGUUUUAGCUUUUCUGGCCACCAAGCCCAGCUCCAAGAUGAGGAAAUGGGUGGGAAAGAGAUUGGCUAACUUUAUUGUUCUUUCUUGCUCCUUUAUUCAAACCACUAUUUGCACUGUCUGGUUGUCAGCCUUUCCCCCCUUCCCAGAUUUUGAUAUGCAUUCAGUGACCAAAGCAAUUGUACUUGGAUGUAAUGAAGGCUCAGCUCGCAUGUUCUAUUGUGUCCUGGGCUUUAUGGGCUUCCUGGCCAUGGUCAGCUUUACAGUGGCCUUCUUAGCAAGGAAGUUACCUGAUAGCUUCAAUGAAGCCAAGUUCAUCACCUUCAGCAUGCUGGUCUUCUGUAGCGUUUGGUUGUCUUUUGUUCCAACCUACUUAAGUACCAAGGGAAAGUACAUGGUGGCUGUGGAGAUUUUCUCUAUUCUCAGUUCCAGUGCUGGGUUACUGAGCUGCAUCUUCUUCCCCAAAUGCUACAUUAUGUUGUUGAGACCUGACUUAAAUAAUAGAGAACAGUUAAUAAGAAAUAGGAAGUCAAUAAACUGA